Molecule: messenger RNA, 1284 nt
Organism: Penicillium cataractarum
Lineage: Eukaryota; Fungi; Ascomycota; Eurotiomycetes; Eurotiales; Aspergillaceae
Product: Gfo/Idh/MocA family oxidoreductase
Exons: 1
Coding region: 1-1284 (427 amino acids)
Molecular function (GO): nucleotide binding
Source: RefSeq, a predicted model, not a curated record
AUGGCUCCAACCAGAUAUGCCGUCGUGGGCACUGGAGGCCGCGCCUCGUUCUUCUACAGCGCAAUUGUUCGUGACUUCAAGGAUACAGCAACGCUUGUCGCAUUCUGCGAUACCAACCAAACUCGCAUGAAUGUCGCCAAUGUUCGAGUACAAGAGCUAGGUCUAUCACCUUUACCGACCUUCAAAGCGGUUGAUUUCGACCGAAUGGUUGAAGAAACAAAGCCCGAUACAAUCAUUGUUACGACGAUUGAUCGAGCUCAUCACCAAUACAUUAUCCGGGCAAUGGAAUUAGGAUGCAAUGUUCUCAGUGAAAAGCCUAUGACGGUGGAUGAGAUCAAAUGCCAGAUGAUCCUUGAUGCUGUCAAAGCCACGAAUCGGCAACUACGCGUUACCUUCAACUAUCGAUAUGCGCCGCACAACACCAAGGUUCGAGAGCUGUUGAUGGAUGAUACCAUUGGAAGAGUUACGUCUGUUCACUUCGAAUGGCUGCUCAACACUCAACACGGAGCCGAUUACUUCCGUCGCUGGCACCGAGACAAGCGCAACAGCGGAGGGCUUCUGGUACACAAGUCUACGCACCACUUCGAUCUGGUCAACUUUUGGCUAGGGAGUCGUCCCGCGACUGUCUUUGCGCAGGGUGAUUUGAAAUUUUAUGGCAAAGAAAAUGCCGAGCUUCGUGGAGAGACUAAAUUCUACUGUCGUGCGCACGGCAGUCCUGCCGCAGCAGACGACCCAUUUGCUCUCCACAUGGAAGAUCACCCUCAGCUCAAGGCUAUGUAUCUUGACGCAGAGCAUGAAGAUGGGUAUUAUCGAGAUCAAAGUGUAUUCGGUGACGGAAUCAACAUUGAGGACACCAUGGGUGUCUUGGUCAGCUAUCAAUCCGGAGCGAUCCUGACAUACAGCCUCGUCGCCUACUGCCCUUGGGAGGGAUUCCGAGUCAGCUUCAACGGUACCAAGGGUCGCUUGGAAAUGGACGUUUUGGAACAAUCUUACGUCAAUGCUGGUGGUGAACAAGCUCAAGAGGGUGCCGUGGCUCAUACGAAGAUCAACGUGCAUCCUAUGUUCGCACCACCUUACGAGGUUCCCAUCGAGGAAGGAGAAGGUGGCCAUGGUGGCGGAGACCCUGUCUUGCUCAAUGACCUAUUUGGUACCCCAGCUUCUGAUAGGCUGCAUCGUGCUGCCUCGCAUGUGGAUGGGGCCAUGUCGAUCUUGACUGGUAUUGCCGCGAACAAGGCUAUUCGUACUGGGCAGGUCGUCCAAGUCAAGGAUUUGGUGCAAUUCUAA